CGUGCACUGAUCAGGAAGUAGCGCCAAAGAUGUUUAACUAUACUCUUUCUUCAAAUCACAUCGCUGUAGUUGGGGUCAAUUUAAUAACGAUUGAGGGAUUUUCUCUUGGACCUUCGAGUAACAGGGAGUUACACCCCGCUAAUUUUAAUAAAUAGCAUUAAACACGUCUAAGUGCAACGAUUUGGUGAUCCGCUGUACUGUCACUGUACAUUCACAAGUUGCUGCAGCAACUAUACAAGGUUUGUCUUGUAUAUUAAAAGGCAGAAAUUAAGGUUUUUAAUCUAAAGAUAAAAAUGUACGUACCGUGUGUAAUUAUUUGAGAAGGGCUACAUUAUACAUGAUUCGGCUACGGCCACUACGACAUGGACAUCUUUUCCGUAGAACAUCUCUAAGGAGUCAAUGUCAAAUGAUCCGGGAUCAGCUGCUUCAACUAGAUCCACUUCUAAAAUCCACUCAAGCCGAGAAGACCGUUUUAUUGGAGUUCACAGGACACUCUAAUGAAGAUAAGAGUCACAGACACGGCAGAGUUACGAUUUUAGUCUCCGGGCAGGCAUCAUGAAUUCCAUCACUGGAAGAGCGGCGUGGUAUUUGUGCAGACGCACGGCGGCCAAGGGGGUUGUGUCGGGCGGAGGAUUCCCCUUUCAGACGACGAGGGUCUGCCAUGGCGGGGCGAGCAGCAAAGGCAGCGUUAGCACCAAGAAGCGCGGCUAUGACAUCACUAGGAACCCCCACCUCAACAAGGGUAUGGCUUUCACCCUGGAAGAGCGCUUGCAGCUGGGCAUACAUGGCCUGUUGCCACCUUGCUUCUUGUCCCAGGAUGUUCAAGUGCUACGUGUCAUGAAGAGCUAUGAAACGCGUGUCAAUCCUUUGGACAAGUACAUCCUGCUGAUGACGCUACAAGACAGGAACGAAAAGCUCUUCUAUCGUGUGCUCACGUCGGACAUCGAGGAGUUCAUGCCCAUUGUCUACACACCCACCGUGGGCUUGGCAUGCCAGCAGUAUGGUCUGGCCUUCAGGAGGCCGCGAGGACUCUUCAUCACCAUUCAUGAUAAAGGCCACAUUGCAACCCUGCUCAAUUCCUGGCCUGAAGAAAACAUAAAGGCCAUUGUGGUGACAGACGGCGAGCGUAUCCUCGGGCUAGGGGAUCUGGGCAGCUAUGGCAUGGGCAUUCCCGUGGGGAAAUUGGCUCUGUACACAGCCUGUGGCGGAGUUGGGCCGCAGCAGUGCCUCCCCGUGUUGCUGGACGUGGGAACUGACAACCAAGACCUCCUCAAUGAUCCCCUCUACAUCGGCCUGAAGCACAACCGAAUCCGAGGGAAGGAGUACGACGCGCUCAUUGACGAAUUUAUGCAGGCUGUGACAGACAAGUACGGGAUGAGCUGCCUGAUUCAAUUUGAGGACUUUGCCAACAGUAAUGCAUUCCGCAUCCUCAACAAAUACAGGAAUCGCUAUUGUACCUUCAACGACGACAUCCAAGGCACGGCCUCUGUAGCAGUGGCUGGGCUACUGGCAGCUUUAAAAAUCACCAAAGACAAACUGUCGAAUCACACCUUUGUUUUCCAGGGGGCCGGAGAGGCCGCUCUGGGUAUCGCUCACCUGUUAAUGAUGGCUAUGGCCAAGGAGGGCUUGUCUCGAAAAGAGGCCGCCAAAAGGAUCUGGAUGGUGGACUCUAAAGGUCUCAUUGUGAAGGGGCGAAGUCAUUUGAACCACGAGAAGGAGGAGUUUGCGCACGAACACCCCCACCUGAAGACCUUGGAGGAGGCCGUGCAGACCAUCAAGCCCACGGCCAUUAUCGGAGUCGCCGCCAUUGGCGGCGCAUUCACAGAGAAGAUAAUCAAGGACAUGGCAUCCCACAACGACAGGCCCAUCAUCUUUGCUCUGAGCAACCCCACCAGCAAGGCCGAGUGCACGGCGGAGCAAUGUUACAACAUCACAGAGGGUCGCGGGAUCUUUGCCAGCGGGAGUCCGUUUAACAAGGUGACGCUGGCCGACGGACGCUCGUUCUACCCCGGCCAGGGAAACAACGCCUACGUGUUCCCUGGGGUGGCACUAGGCGUCAUCGCCUGCGGAGUUCGCCACAUAUCCGACGACAUCUUCCUCACCACUGCAGAGGCCAUUGCUGACAUGGUGACCGAGGAGCACUUGGCUGAAGGGCGACUCUACCCUCCUCUAAAAUACAUCAGAGAGGUGUCCUUCAAGAUUGCUGUCAAGAUUGUCAACUAUGCGUACAAGCACAACAUAGCGUCAGUGUACCCGGAGCCAAAGGAUAAAGAAGCAUUUGUCCUCUCUCACAUCUACAGCCCAGACUACGACUCAUUCACACUGGACACGUAUGCUUGGCCACAGGAAGCUAUGAACGUGCAGGGCGUGUGACCAGCGCAGCCUGAAAUAGUACAUACAGUACUACUAAUAUUUGUAUGUUUAUUUUUAUUAUAACUCCAUUUCUUUCCUUAUAACUUUGGUCAAAGUUUCGUUGCAUAGCAUAUGAAGCUCAACACAGCACUCCCAUUUCUUGACUGAAUGUCUCCAUGGAAACAAUGACACACAAUCUCGAUUACUGCUUUCAUAAAACAUGUCUUUCUGCCUUGUCCAGUAACAUCCCUAACCAAUGUCCUCGAAUAGCACUCCCUUCCAAACAUUUGUCAUUUAUGUCAAAAUGCAGUGUUGUGACAUUUUAAAGUGUGUUGAUAAUGUUCAGUGCUUGAAGUUUUUAAAAUGAAAAAUAAUGAACUUUUUCAAA
Syngnathus typhle (broad-nosed pipefish) is the source of this 2740-nucleotide messenger RNA. It is a transcript of the gene me3, whose product is annotated as malic enzyme 3, NADP(+)-dependent, mitochondrial. The record is from RefSeq and is a predicted model, not a curated record. Gene Ontology annotation, molecular function: malate dehydrogenase (decarboxylating) (NADP+) activity; NAD binding; malate dehydrogenase (decarboxylating) (NAD+) activity. The coding region runs from base 556 to 2373 and encodes 605 amino acids. Gene Ontology annotation, biological process: pyruvate metabolic process; malate metabolic process. Gene Ontology annotation, cellular component: mitochondrion. NCBI's taxonomy places the organism in Eukaryota, Metazoa, Chordata, Actinopteri, Syngnathiformes, Syngnathidae. The transcript is spliced from 14 exons.